Messenger RNA from Prunus armeniaca (apricot), 477 nucleotides. Lineage: Eukaryota; Viridiplantae; Streptophyta; Magnoliopsida; Rosales; Rosaceae. The record is from the annotation of a GenBank genome assembly.
AUGGGUAAUGGUGCUAUUGUGGAGGCAAAAGGAAAAGGAAGAAUUGAUGUCAAAACUAAGAAGGGGGUGAAGCAGAUUCAUGAUGUCUUGCUUGUUCCAAAACUAAGUCAAAAUUUGCUUAGUGUUGGACAACUUGUGGAGAAUGGCUAUCGUCUUGUUUUUCAAGAUGGUGCAUGCAUCAUUUAUGAUAAAAAUGCAGUUGAGAUGGUGAUUGCAAAGGUGAAAAUGGAGAGGAAUAGAAAUUUCCCCAUUGAAUUUCAAUAUGCUGAAGUUGCUGCCAUGAAAGCUAAUGUUGUGCAGGACUCUUGGCUAUGGCACAAGAGAUUUUGUCAUCUAAACUUCCAGGGGCUGAAGCUACUCCAGAAGAAUAGUAUGGUGAACGGGCUGCCGGAAAUUAAGGAAACAACAGAUGUAUGUGAAGGGUGCAUUAUGGGCAAGCAAAACUGUAAUUCUUUUCCUCGACAAAGCACGUGGUGA